AUGGCCAGUCCGGUUGAAGAUAGAGGAAGCAUUGAAAGCACUGGUUGUGAAUUGCCUACUACAGCUAUCCUGGAUCAUCAAGUCAUGGCAAAUGAUGAAGUCAAACCUGUGGCUACACAAAACAAGUUUCAAAUAAAAUUUACUUCAAUUAACCCAGUCAACCUAGUCGGCCCAGAUUCUGGGUGCAACAGCAACAAUGACCCCACUCCCUCUGGAAAAAAGGAACUUGAAGCAGCUUACUACAGCUCUAAGAUGUUCAACUUCUUCGAGACACAACUUUAUCGAAAUGGUCUGCUCAGCACCAUAGGUGCUACAGCUUCAUCUGAUUCAUUUAUUUUAUUCCCACUUCUGCCUAUAGAAUUACAACGAAAGAUUUGGUUCUACGCUUUGCCUCCACCAGACAGCAAUGUUUGGGCUCUGUUCCACGUAAGAUAUUGUCAGAAUAAUACCAAAGCUGCGAUUUCUAUCCACUGUCAUUCCAGGGAAAUCAGUAAACCUGCAUUCCCAUUCCUAUAUGCUCUACAACCUGUAUGCCGUAUGGCACGAGAGAUGUUCUUGAAGCACUAUAGUCAAUUCACAUUUGAUGGAAUCAAUAAUAAGAACAUCCGUGAUCCUGAGGAUGAGGAUGACAAUAAUUACCGAUUGGUGACGGUAAUAGCAAAACCUGGUAUAUGGAAUAUGGCCACUUCAAGGAGCUUUUCGAAGAGGAAGACGAGAAUAUCAUGGAAGCCCUCGAUGAGGAAUCUUUCGAGGAGGAACGUCUCAUUGUUAUUGACGACGACUAAGCUCGUUGUAUUUUCUUGCCUCUGGAGGAGUAGUAAUUUCUCAUGGAAGUUGGAGGGAGGUCCAAGAUAUUGUCAACACGCCAUAGUUUCCUUCGCGACAUUCGAUACCCAUGAUCACCAAGCUUCAGUAGGCUCACAUUUCCAUCUGAAUUUUGGAGAGUUUUGA
Molecule: messenger RNA, 951 nt
Organism: Botrytis byssoidea
Lineage: Eukaryota; Fungi; Ascomycota; Leotiomycetes; Helotiales; Sclerotiniaceae
Exons: 3
Coding region: 1-951 (316 amino acids)
Source: RefSeq, a predicted model, not a curated record